This is a messenger RNA of Bipolaris sorokiniana ND90Pr, 965 nucleotides long. RefSeq lists its product as uncharacterized. The coding region runs from base 1 to 909 and encodes 302 amino acids. NCBI's taxonomy places the organism in Eukaryota, Fungi, Ascomycota, Dothideomycetes, Pleosporales, Pleosporaceae. The transcript has 2 exons. The record is from RefSeq and is a predicted model, not a curated record.
AUGAACAUGGAUAUGUCAGUAUCCAAGACAUCUAAAAGUUUCCAUUGUGAUGGUGGUAUUACAUAUGAGCAACUGCGGAAGUACACGUUCAGAGCUUUGUCCGAGGAAAACACUCGCAAAGCACGUGUAGUGGCUUUGAGAAAAGAGCUUGCUGUGCUGGAGUCGGACCUUGCCAGCAUCGCACCCAGCACACAGGACAUGGUCGAGCAACUAGCAAGAAGGGAAUGUCUGGAACUUAGCAAUCAGAUUAUGAGCAGAUUGCCACGCGAGGUGCGCGACAUGAUCUACCUUCAUCUCAGCACGCGAGGCAUCGAAGUCAUCGAGCGCGAGCAUUUCCGAACCACGCUGGACCCCUUGACGCGACUGUACUCAUAUAACUUCGAUCGAUGGAAGAAGCAACAUUUCCCAGAGCAUUACUGGAACCCAAAAUACGUGUCGAAACUAUUGUACAAUGAGCUGGUAGAAAACUACUACCGCACAUCUACUUUUGUCUUUAGCGACGAUCCGGGCGUCAUGAAGCGGUUCCUCAUGACGGAUGAGAUGCGCCUCGGGCUGCCUCCAAAAGACUUGGUCGCAAAGGUAGAGAUAGGCCUCAACGCCAUGUCACAUGACCGAGGAUCUUUCCGCGCGUACAUGUUCGGGGUACCAAAAAGUCCAGAGCGCAUGCGGGAGGCGAUGGAUGGGCUUUUCGAGCUCAAGGCGGGAGCUCGAGUGGUAAUUAGAUUUGUGACCGAGGCCAAGACAGAGGAGGAGAGAGACGAGCAUUGUAGGGGGGCAAUAGAGACGCUUUUUGACGUAGUGCAGAGGGACAAGAUGAGCAAGUACAAGGUCAAGUUUGUGGUGGAUGACGUGAGAGUUUGGGAAGUGGGAGAGGCCAUGCGACACGAGUGGAUGGCCAUCCAUGGCUGAUCCGGAAGUGAGAUGGGAAGUGUGUGGGAUGAAUAGACUGAUCUGUCGUCUUCCGC